Neoarius graeffei (lesser salmon catfish) is the source of this 1630-nucleotide messenger RNA. RefSeq lists its product as uncharacterized. The coding region runs from base 164 to 1630 and encodes 488 amino acids. Lineage: Eukaryota; Metazoa; Chordata; Actinopteri; Siluriformes; Ariidae. The transcript is spliced from 4 exons. The record is from RefSeq and is a predicted model, not a curated record.
UUCAUUGUUAAGUUGCUCAACAGCUGGUAUUAUGAACAUUUUAGGGGGUUUGUUUUGGAGCACUCUGGGAAGGUGACCCUGCUCGGCAUAGAGCAACUUAGUGAUACAUACCCACUGACACCAUACUAUGUGGGAGGGAAAUGCAUGGUCAGUUUAAAACGACAUGUUAUUAUCCAGUAUUAGGUCAGUAAAAGCUGUAUUUGUUUUUGUACAGAUGGACCCUGUUGUUCUGAAGGUGAUUAUUGAUCAUCAUAGUGAGAAGCUCACACUGUCACCAGGGAUUCCAGAUACAGUGGAGCAAUUGCAUAAGACUGUGAAGGACACAUUUCAGAUUCAUGAAGAAUUCACUCUUCAUUACCUUGACGAGGACUUUGGAGAUUUCUUCACAAUUCAUUCUACUAAGGACGUUAAACAUAAGGGAACAAUCAAAGUGGUUGUCAUUCCUUCCAUAGUGCUCACAACGGUACCACCAGAGACUGAAAAUGUGGCAGAUGUAAGUGAUGUGAGUGACACUUCCAGCUUUACUUCAAAAACGUUGCCUUCACAGUCAUCCUGUAGUUCUGUAGACUACCAGUCAGAUGGCUCAUCGGUGUCAUCACAAGAUACUAUAUUGUUGAGCCCUGAACGGGCAUUGUGGCCAAGUGAAGUUGAAAUUCCACUUUUUUCAGUUGCAACAGAGGCAGUACUCAGGAAUGCAAAUGAACUGUUUUUGAAAGAUGGCACUGUCCUCAACAACACCCGGGUCAAGUCUGAAAUAAUGGAAAAGCUGUCAGAUUACAUGUACAUUUACACUGCCUAUCCUACAGGCCUUCAGGUUGGACAGGUUGCAGAAGCCUUAGUCCAAAAACAUCCAUGUCUAACAGAACCCGGAAGUCGCAACGGAUGGAUUGGAUGGAUGUACAGCCUCAAAUACAAAAUGGGAAAUUAUAGGUCCAAGUUAAGAAAUCUUGGAUUUCCUGAAGUCACGUGCAAUUCUCUUAAAAACAAACGUCCUGGUGAGAGGAAACCAGCCCAAAAUGUUAAAAAGGCACGCAAAGGGGAAGUGAUGUAUCUCCCACAUUAUCCUUCAGGAGAAAGCUCUGAACAACAAGAGGCACAGCGGCUAACAAUCCUGUCCGAACUAAAGAAGAGAGAGAGGGCGACCGUCAGCCAAUUGAUGUCCAACACUUUUGCUCAUAGAAGACAGGAUGUUGUCAGUCUUCAACUGAGCAUCAGAGAGAUCAAAGAAAGGUGGCCUGCCUUGUUUGACAUGUCACAGGUCAACGCAGAGUUCCAUCGAAUAACCACCAUAAAUCUUGAGGCCAAAUUCAUGUUCAAGUUGGACCACUACACCCCGAAACUCCUUGCCAUCUUCCAGGCCAAGAAAGGUGCUGCUGCAGAGAGACAUCGUGCAGAGAUGAAUAUUCUACUGCAGAGUGGAAUUCCUAUUGAGAAAACUAGAGAAGUUGUCAUCAGAUGCCUCAUUGAUCACCUGGGAGAAGAUGUCAGUGCCUUAAUCAAGGAGUUUGAGACUUCUGGUGACUCAGCCAUCGAUGUGGAAGAAGAGCUCGGAGCAGAAAUGAUGGCUCAAUGGACAAAUCGUGGACGUAGGAAUCGUCAUCGAGGGUUCCAUUGUACUCAACCACCAUGA